CCUGCUUACGCAGGAAUCUCAAACACUGGGAAUUGUGUUAUAUGAACGCCAUUUUGAUUCUAUUGAUAGGUCACAGUGCACGUUUUAUUCUAAAUGUGAGCCAUAAUGAGGGUCAGGUACCCGUAGUUUCCUGAUCAGCUUACUUUGUACAGGUCAGCCGCUGUAUAAUACGUAUCGUCUUUGAGACCAGACUGCCCCCACAGGCAAGAUAAAUAGGGUGGUCCCACGAAGAGGAACGCAGCACACCGUGUACUAUAGUGGAAUGAUAACGAGGUAGCUGCUUAUAUGCUGUUUCGAAUACGUGUGCUAAUAUUGAGAUUGUAGGAAAUAUUUAUUGUAAUGGUGUUUGUUUUGUAUCGUUCAUGUUACAGGUUGGACAAAGCACUGACACCCCCUCUGGCUGUUAGUAGUCGCCGAGCUCCAGCUGAUUGCGUUGAGUCCCUUGUGGACACUUGAAUGAUCAAUUAAUCCAAACUGAGCAGUUUAUGACUAUUCGGAUCGCUGUGGCCGCUCGUGUCGGCAAAGCCAUCCACCUUUUUUGACCGAGGACUAUUUAUAGAAGCGGAUAUCUUCUACUUUGAGUUGGCUGAAGAUCCUUUACAAAGACAAGGCCCCUGUCUCCUCCCCAGCCUCGCUUACCAUCAUUUUAUUGAAGACAUGGGGGAUACUGGUAGUGAGCGCAGCAAACCUUUACCAACUCGGUGUCCCUGUGGAUUUUGGGGGUAAGAUGUCGCACAUCAUGUAUGAUUUGUUGUGGAGAUGGGUUAAUGUAGGGAUGGUAAUUAAUGUCGCCUAGGCUAAAUCUAUUGUUCUGUUGAGCAGACCGGGUGGGGGUUGGGGAUAUGUUGAUGGCUGCGCUAGCUACACAAAACGGAUUCAUAUCUGAAUGUUUUUAUAUGUAUAUCACACCUCUGUCCGUGAGUGUCGUUAUAUCAAAGCGUCAAAUCAUGCUCUGGAGAUUUCACAACUGUGGUUCUGAAUUCUUUUAAGUUUUCUGGUUAGAAUCUGAUGUAGUCUAGGCUAUUAUUCGCUCUAGUUCGGCUAGCUAUGUCUCCUUAAAUGGAAAUGUAGCCAGUCAUAUAGCUAUGAUAUCUUAACUGAAGAUGAAACGUUGGCACUUUAUCCAAUGUUCUCCAGACUGUCAUUAUAGUGUAACAACAAUCGAGUUACAGCACGUUCCUCCCUCACAUUCCAGUCUCCUUUGUGAAAUAGAGGGACCAAGCAAAGAUUAAAGCCUGUACUAGGAAUAAAGCAUGGUUGAUUUGUUUGAACUGGACAGUUAAUCCUGUAUGGGGGGCUCUGAUAUAUUGAUCCCUGGAGGAUUUUAUUACCAAAACCAUGGCCAUCUUUUUCGUGCCAUGUCAUCAACUAGACACACUGAGGAUCUUUAGGCUGUGUUGUAUGUGAGUUAACCUAACGUAGUUGGUGUGAGAGAAACGCCUGAGUUCGGUUUUCAGCGGAAAAGGAAGCUAGGUUGAAAAUGGCUGUAUCCCUGAAAACCGGAACAUCCGGCUGUUGGCAACUCUGCUUAGGCUACAUGUGAGCAAACUGAAUUACUCACACCUGUCAACGUCAGGUGACGCAAUCGGCAGCUUGUUUACUGCUCCUGCAGUCAACACCUGGUUUGAGGUGUCUGAAGCUUGUCAGUUUUCCCCUCUGAAGGCCUCACAGCCCUCAGGCUUUCUUUCCUUGUAGCUGUGUGUGUGUGUGUGUGUGUGUGUGUGUGUGUGUGUGUGUGUGUGUGUGUGUGUGUGUGUGUGUGUGUGUGUGUGUGUUAAACAUAUCUCGUUUAGAGUAUGCCUGAUUACAGCCAGAGCCAUGAACAAACAUCCUGUUCAGUUUGAGCAUUGCUCUUGAUUAGGGCUGUCAUGGCAGGCUGUCUCAUUCAACAUUGGGGGGGGGGGGGUCGUCUAUCUCAACACUGCAGGAUAUAGGCUUAGCAUUUAGAAGUUAGCUAAUUUCAAGAAAUUCGGGACGAAUUUGCAGCGCCGUCCUGUUUUUAGGUCAGUUCUUACCUGAUGCGUAUAAUUGUGACAGACCCAUAUAUUUCUAUGGACAUUGUCCAUUGGACAGACUAUUUUAGAUUUAUAUUCUGUUUUGAUGAACAUGUUAGCUCAGAGGAAGCCCUUAGGGAGAUGGGAAUGAAGGAAGACGAGGCAUUAGGUUAUAACGUGUAAGCUGAAAGUGGGUAGGCAGACAAGUCUUCAAUGUAGUGAAGGGAUUCAACGAUUAAGCUAGCAUGGGGCUGGUCAGAACUCACUUCUAUGAUGGAGGCUUUUCUAGAUAUAGGCCUAGUCACUGUACUGCUGAAUGAUGUGAUGUACGUGGGGAAAUUGCAGUUAAGGUCAUGGUAGGACGAGUCCUAAAUGUAUCCCAGGUCAAUUGGAACACUGCAUUGGUCACGUUCCCUCCAGAGGGCACAAUGGUCUGAAUACCUUAGUCCCAGCCUCUCCUGUAUUGACAGGGAUCACAGAGCUCUGAACAGAAACGUCCCAGCAUUGUGCCCUCCUAUUAAAGUGAGUGUCAAAGAGACGUCCAGAAUGAGAACAACCAUUAGCCUACCUCUGUAAACGUGAUGUCAUUGAGGGAGGGAUUCAAAGGAAAGCCUGAGAAAAUGCUCCAUGUUUAGUGGGAUAUGUUGUUGUUUCUGUUGAGUUGAACAGGUUUUUGAUUCUAUAUGGAAGGGCUUGAUUUGUUUGCAUGUGUGUCAUGGAGUUUAGUCUGCCAUGUGUUGAGUUGGCCUAUUCCACAUGAUUAGGAUUGUGAGAGGAUAGAUUCUCUGUUUGGUUUUCUAUUUAGGCCUAUAGUUUGUCUAGGCUAUUUCUGAAUGCAACAUCUUGUAAUGUAUGCAGUAUUUCAAAAAUGUGAUUGAUCCACAACAUUGUUGGGCCUAUCCAUGUUGAGUUGAUUAGCCUACUUCAGUCAGUAAUGAACCCUCACUGGCGGUUGGUCAGUUGUCCUAAAAGGCAAAGCCCCUGUCAGAAUGGCCACUUUGCACAUCUGCUUAGCCUGGACUGAUUAGCUUGUUAACCAGUGAGGGGCGAGAUCAAAGGGAUGUAGGUCUACCUGUUACUCAUUUGUUGCAGUAAAAAAGAUUGACUUUAUUACUACCUUGUGCUCCUUCCCUUUUUCAAUGGUUUGCGACGCCCUUUACAUUCCCCUCCCCCAUAGCCUUUGUUUGUUUCCCCCUUCUCUUCUUCCCUGCCCUGACUUCCUGUCAUCUGUCACCCCUUGCCAUCAGCUUGUUUUCACUCACUCUCUGUAGCUAUGGCAACCUCAUCGGUCCAUCACUGUCUGGGUACAAAAAAAUGGGUCACGUUUGAGUGUCCUGAGAGAGAAUGGGGGGGGGGGGGGGGUAGUAAAAUGUAUUUUUUAUUUGUUAUUUUGCUACAAAGAGGAUGCAGAUUGCAUUGACGUUGUUUAGUGGGCUUGGUACCAUUUUCCAUUCUGACUGAUUUUUAUUUUUUAUCUCUCCCCAGGUCCAGUAAAACCAUGAACCUCUGCUCAAAAUGUUUUGCUGGUAAGCCUUUCCAUAUGUGUGGACAAUGGGUUUCUGUUAUGUGGCAGAGCUCUGUGUGUACCUGAGACAUCAGGAGGGGGUGUGCUGUCUGGUGCAGAUGGCUGCCUCGUGAUGUCUCUGCUUUACGGAAACGCUGUUUUUGUUACACUUUUGAUUAGCCAACAUAAUUGGUAUGUUAGAUAUAUUUUGUAGAAGUAAAGUAUUUUCCCUUAUGGUAUAAAAUCCCUGUGAAAUUUUCCAAAGGCAUGCAGUAAAAAAAUACUAGGCUAUUUUCAGGAUCCAGAAAGGGCCAAAAACCUAUUUCCAGAUGGACUUUCUUACUGGCAUAAUGGCUAUCUCUCAAGAAUGAGUAAGAUGGAUGUCAGGGAAAAUAUUCACUGAUAGCAUGCAUUGCUGUAUGUCAGGGUGUUGGCUCUCAAGCCUGCUGUGGUAAAAGAUUGCAGCUCUAAAAUGGAGAUUGUGACUGAAGUUUUGCGACUGGCUUCUGUAGUCCUUUUUGGGAGGCAUGGAAGAGAAAAAGUAUGCUGGAACUCUGGCAGUGUCCAUGGAAACCAGUGAGCCCGGCAAAGACGGGACCUAAGGGGGCAGCAUUGCUUAGAAUAGAUUGGAUACACAAGAGCACAGUGACAGCAGAAAUGAGUUCUAUGGAGGAUUAAGAUAUGGCCCAGCUGCUUUUUGAGGUUGUGCUGCCCUCAUGGGGUAGGGAGUUGAUGGAUAGACUCUCUGGUAGCCUAAAAUAGGGUCAUGCUGAAGGGUCAUUCUGAGGUAUUGACCUCCUCUCAAGCCAGACCAUCUGAGUUUAUGAUUGGUGUCUUGGGGGGAAUGGUGCAUGCCCCCACGUGUUUGUGUGCAUUGAAGCAGCUGGUCUGUCAAGAGCCAAUGUAUGUGGCGCAUGGGGCACUAAAAAGCAUUAUAUUUAAUCUGUCUUUCAGAUAUCGAGAAGAAGCAGACAGACGAGGACUGUGCCCCAAAACCCAGCCCGAGCACUGGGAGUAGCCAAUCGGCUGUCUUCAGUAGCGAGAUGAGCAGCAGCAGUAGCCAAUCCUUAUUGUCGUCACCACCCACUAGCUCCGAGCAGCCAUCGGCAUCACCCGAAGACCCUGUCCCCAUGUUAUCCACUACACAGGAGGGUAAGAUGAAGGGUCCACAACUUCGAGUUUUGAGAUGUUGCACUUUCUGAAACCUUUGAAUGAAUUACCAUAGCGGAGUUCAUUUUCAGUCAUUCAAUCAGACCUGGGUUCAAAUACUAUUUAAGGUAUUUCAAUUACUUUCACAUAGAUUUUGAAGAAAGUAUGUAUUAGGAAACAAUUGUAUAUUUAAAUACUCACAUUUAAAAUACCCCUAGGACCAAACUGACCUAGGUUCAAAUGAAUUUAGAAACAAUUAUUUGAAAAGAGUAUUUAUGAAAUUAUUUAAAUACUUUCAAAUAAUUGCAAUGAAGUAGUUGAUUCAUCCAAAUUAUUAGAAAAUACACAAGUAUUACAAAUACUAGUGUCUGGAACUCUAUUGGAGCAAUAUAACGUCAUUCUUCCACAAUAAAUUCAAUAAUUUGGUGUUUUGUUGAUGGUGGUGGAAAACGCUGUCUCAGACGCUGCUCCAGAAUCUCCCAUAAUUGUUCAGUUGGGUUGAGAUCUGGUGACACACACACACACACACACACACACACACACCCUUCAAACCCCCUCUUUCAAAGUCACUGAUAUCUCUUCUAGCCAUGCUAGCCAAAAUAAUGGUCAACUGACCAUUUUUAUACAUGACCCUAAGCAUGAUACCACCCUGCAUCCCACUGCUGGCUUGCCUCUGAAGCUAAGCAGGGUUGGUCCCUGGCUAGAAGACCAGAUGCUGCUGGAAGUGGUGUUGGAGGACCAGUAGGAGGCACUCUUUCCUCUGGUAAAAACAUGUAUAUAAAUCAAAUCCCAUUGCCCCAGGGCAGUGAUUGGGGACAUUACCCUGUGUAGGGCGCUGUCUUUCGGAUGUUAAACAGGUGUCUUGACUCUCUGUGGUCACUAAAGAUCCUAUGGCACUUAUCAUAAGAGUGUUAAUCCCGGGGUGCUGGCUAAAUUCCCAAUCUGGACCUCAUACCAUCAUGGCCACCUAAUCAUCCCCAGCUUCCAAUUGGUUCAUUCAUCCCCCUCUCCCCUGGAACUAUUCCCCAGGUCGUUGCUGUAAAUGAAAAUGUAUUCUCAGUCAACGUACCUGGUAAAAUAAGGCUAAAAUGGAAAAACAAUUAUGGGAUGCUAAUUGCUUAAUUAACUCAGGAACCGCACCUGCUCUCAAUGUACACUUAGUGUACAAAACAUUAGGAACACCUUCCUAAUAUUGAGUUGCACCCCGUUUUUGCCCUCAGAACAGCCUCAAUUAGUCGGGAAUGAACUACAAGGUGUCGAACGCGUUCCACAGGGAUGCUGGCCCAUGUUGACGCCAAUGCUUCCCACAGUUAAAUUCGCUGGAUGUCCUUUGGGUGGUGGACCAUUCUUGAUACACACAGGAAACUGUUGAGGGUGGAAAAACCCAGCAGUGUUGCAGUUCUUGACAUAAACUGGUGCACCUGGCACCUACCAUACCCCAUUCAAAGGCACUUAAAUAUUUUCACCCUCUGAAUGGCACACAUACAUAAUCCAUGUCUCAAUUGUCUCUGCUUAAAAAUCUUUCUUUAACCGGUCUUCUCCCCUUCAGCUACACUGAUUGACGUAGACUUAACAGGUGACAUCAAUAAGGGAUCAUAGCGUUCACAUGGUCUGUCAUGGAAAGAGCAGGUGUUCUUAAUGUUUUGUACACUCAUUGUAUAUACUGUAUGUGUUUCAUGAUCUGACAUGGUGACAGCCUGCUUCUAUUUCUGCGUCUGGAGGAGUGGUGCUGUGUGUCUCACUCUGCUGGCAAUGCAUGUACUCAGCCUGGCCCAGUUAGGAAGCAUAGUGGGGCGACAUGGUUGCACUGACAAUCUGUUAAGGCCUGCUUGCUUCUCCCAGGAUUUCACUUAAGGUCUCUAGUUUUAAACCAAAAGCAGUAUUUUUUUAUUUUUAUAUAUAUAUAUUUUUUUUUUUUUACCUUCAUGUUAAGAAUGUAAGGCUAUGUUGACAUAAAUAGAGACUUGGCAUGUCAGGAUUUUUAUAUGGAUUUGAAAUGACUUGAGCUUAUCUGGUUGCAUAACAUUGUCUUUAAAUUCUUCAAGAUUUUUUGUUCUCCAAAGCUGUAUCUAAUUCCCUGCUUCUUGGUCUAGGUAACACCCAUCUGGGCUCUUGAUCAAUGAGGAAUGUUUCUUGUCUCACUUUAUUUUUCUUCUCCACAGGAGUAUUGUCAUGUACAGAAACCGCCCAAGGCACCCUCUGUACACCCACAAAACGGCCUUGCGAAUCAGGUACAGCCUUGCUCCUGCUCCCUGUGUGUGUUUGUGCGAUACUGUACGUCCCACGUUGGACUCUGUGACUCUGUAACCUUCUGUUCUUUCCGCUUCAGGGCCGGAGAGCGAGGCGUCACCGGAGAAACGGGCACGGGGGGACUCUGAGGGGGAGGCGGCUAGCGAGGAGGCUAGCCGAGGGCCCAAGCAGAGAAACCGCCGGCGCUGCUAUCGCUGCCAAACCAAACUGGAGCUGGUGCAGCAGGAACUGGGCUCCUGUCGCUGCGGUCAGUACUACAUGGGAACAACACACACACAUCUGCCCUUGGUUUCCAUGUCUCCUCACUGUGACUUCACUCAUUUUAACAUUAUUUUCUUCUUCCAUCUUUCUCUCUUUCUGCCUCAUUCUUCCUCUCCUCUUUGUCUCCUAGGCUACGUGUUCUGCAUGCUCCACCGUCUACCUGAGCAGCACGACUGCCUGUUCGACCACCUGGGGCGCGGGCGCGAGGAGGCCGUCCUCAAGAUGGUGAAGCUGGACCGCAAGGUGGGCCGCUCGUGCCAGCGCAUUGGAGAAGAGUGCUCCUGAGUUGCCCCCGUUGACCGCCGGUCUCCACACGAGGCACUUCAAGAGAGGGGGAAGGGAGCGAGGGAGGGGGGGAGAAGAGGGAGAGAGCAUG
Molecule: messenger RNA, 7534 nt
Organism: Coregonus sp. 'balchen'
Lineage: Eukaryota; Metazoa; Chordata; Actinopteri; Salmoniformes; Salmonidae
Source: the annotation of a GenBank genome assembly